CGUGAUCCCUUCACCUGUCUGCCCAACAACCUGUUUGUCUUGCUCAACUGACGCCCUGGACGAAUCCGCGUCGCGUGCGCAGGAACUGGUUUCGCAGAGCAGACGUCCUCAGGAGACCACAAGUGUCUCUGCGUGUGCUGUGAUUUUGUUUGCUUGUGUAAAGCUUUUGGAUGUUUUGUUUUUGAAGUUUUUCUAAACCCGCGAACUCGCAGCUCGGCGAGGAGGCACCUGUGCGUCGCCGAACAAGGAAGUCCAGUGAACCCGACGUCGACGACGCCUUGUCGGUGCAUGGCAGCGGUCGACUGGAACUAAGAACACCUCUCCUCCAUGUUGGACCCGUGCGACGUUGGCUCGCGACAACCCUGGACGGUUCGUGGUGCGGAAUAAAGCUGCUUCCUCCCCCCGGAAACAAGAUGAACAUCUCUUUGGAAGACGUGGCCUUGUCGGCCGACAACGGCUCCAUCGUCCGCCUGCCCUCGCCGCUUCUCCCGGAGAAGGCGGACAUCUCCAACUUGACCGUCAUUCAAACCAGCAACGGUUCAAUAAUCGUGGACCAUAUGUUUUUGAACACCAUGAGCGCCCAGGCCCUCUCGGGGAUAUUCGUCUGGUCCGCCCUGCUCAUAACGUUCCACCAGAUCUAUACACACCUUCGAUCCUACACCGUCCCCAAUGAGCAGCGCUACAUCAUCCGCAUCUUGUUAAUCGUGCCGGUUUACGCUUUUGAUUCUUGGCUCAGCCUGCUCUUCAUCGGCAACGACCAGUACUACGUGUACUUUGAUUCCGUUCGAGACUGUUACGAAGCUUUUGUCAUUUACAAUUUCCUGAGCCUGUCCUUUGAGUAUCUGGGUGGAGAGAGUGCAAUCAUGUCCGAGAUCCGGGGGAAGCCCAUACAGUCAAGUUGUCUUUAUGGAACCUGCUGCCUCGGUGGUAUAAGCUACUCCAUCGGCUUCUUAAGAUUCUGCAAACAGGCGACUCUCCAGUUCUGCGUUGUCAAGCCCAUCAUGGCAGUCAUCACCAUCAUCCUGCAGGCCUUUGGCAAAUACCAUGACGGCGAUUUUAAUGUGAACGGAGGAUACCUAUAUAUCACGAUCAUCUACAACUUCUCCGUCAGCCUGUCCCUCUACGCCCUCUUCCUCUUCUUCUUCGCGACGAGUGACCUGCUCAGGCCGUACGAGCCGGUGCUCAAAUUCCUCACAAUUAAAUCUGUCAUCUUCUUAUCCUUCUGGCAAGGAAUGGUCCUCGCCAUCCUGGAACGCUGUGGCGUCAUCCCCCUCGCGCUCUUCAUCAACGGACAGGAGGUCGGCGCCGGCACCGUGGCGGCUGGCUGGCAGAAUUUCAUCACCUGCAUUGAAAUGUUCUUCGCCGCCAUCGCCCUCCGAUACGCCUUCACCUGCACCGUCUACCAGGAGAAAAAAAAUGAUGUGCCAGCAGAUAACAUCCCCCCGAUGCAGAGCAUCUCCAGCGGCCUGAAGGAGACCAUAAACCCCGGGGACAUGGUGCAGGAUGCCAUCCACAACUUCUCCCCAGCCUACCAGCAGUACACGCAGCAGUCCACACAGGAGGUGGUCCAGCCCAGCUCCAACGGGAAAGCGGUCGCAGGCAACAAGGGCGCCCGCAAGUCCGACAAAAUCAUGCUGAUUACCUCUGAUGAUGAGUUCUAGGAAUUUUCCCUAGCGACAUCCAGGUGUCUGUGUCCUUGCCACUCCCUGUCUCCGAACCCCCUGGGGAGACAGCUGCAUCACAUAUUGCACAGAGCUGGAUUGAAUCCAGGUGUUUAAUUUUCAUCCCCCCCCCCCCCCUCCGAGUAUUUAAGAUGGACUGCUUACUUCUGUCGUGUCUCUAUGAAUAAUUCAAGCACCAAGAGGAGGAGGAAAUUUGGUAAAAAGGUUUUAAAAUUAGCUCAAUGACCAGAGAACUGAUAGGCUGUAAUAAUCACAGGAGGACAACACGUCACCUCACCUUCUCCAUGUGGGAAGCGGGGAAGCCUGGCGAUGGCGGGGAAUUACACUUGGACUCUCUGGCAAUGUGCUUGUUUGAAGUAUUCGCUGAACAUUCCUCCGCCUGGCUUCCCGGACAGAUGGGAGGAAUCGUUCAAAGACGCGAAUUCGUUCCGGAGCAGGCGUCUCGAACCGCAGACGUGGACAAAUUGGACAAACCUGUCUCCUACAAAGUGGGAGUUUUGUAUUAUUCUCAUUAAUUUUCCCAGCAUGCUAAAGAGUGUAAUUAACUGCAACUAGACAACGGCUCACAAACGUCAACAAUUAGUCUUUUUGCAGCUUCUGCACUUUUAUAAAUGAGAGCUUUUUUUGAGUUUGCCCAAACAUCUAUUCAUGUUAUGACUCAAUCUUGCAGGGAUGAUAAAAUAUGUACAGAAUUUUUUGAUUGUUGUAAAUUGUGGUGUUUAUUAUGUUUUAUUUGUGUGUAUUUAACGUGUGCAAGUCGAACGAAACCAAAAUCUGUGUGGGGUGAGCAGAUACUCAAACUACAAUCUGUGCUUUAAGCAACUUUCUCUCCCAUUUUCUUUUCCAUGUAGAAUUUGUUAUAUUUGGCACAUACACAUAUAUUGUAGCUUUCUAAGUGCAGUCGUUAUUGAAGACUGUUUUUUUAAAGCAAGUCUUAGGUUGUUGAAUUUUGAUACUCUUGUGCCAAUGAUGGCUGCCUUUCUGGGAAAGCAGAAAGAAUUUACAUUUUACGCAAAAUGUAAAAAAAAAUAAUAUUGAUGACCGUCUGUUUGGCACUUCAUGCUAAAUAAAUUGUUUUUUUUCUUCUUCUGUAA
Messenger RNA from Scophthalmus maximus (turbot), 2776 nucleotides. It is a transcript of the gene tmem184a, whose product is annotated as transmembrane protein 184a. The transcript is spliced from 9 exons. Gene Ontology annotation, biological process: transport. Gene Ontology annotation, cellular component: early endosome membrane. Gene Ontology annotation, molecular function: transporter activity. Bases 414 to 1661 code for a protein of 415 amino acids. Lineage: Eukaryota; Metazoa; Chordata; Actinopteri; Pleuronectiformes; Scophthalmidae. The record is from RefSeq and is a predicted model, not a curated record.